AUUACAUUGUCUUACUACAUAACAAACAUGGAACUUUCUCUUAUACUGAUGGCGCUUUGUGCUAUGUUGGCGUACUGGUAUUUGAAAAUACAUUUUGAAGUGUUCGAGCGAAAUGGUAUACCCGGGCCGAAACCUGCUUUUCUUCUUGGGAACAUCAUCGAAAUGAUGAAAAAGGGACAGCUGCAAGCAAUUAGAGACUGGAGAAAGACUUACGGGACAGUUUUUGGAUAUUUCGAAGGGUUUACCCCGGUUCUUUCUGUUAGUGACCCGGAUGUCGUUAGGGAGGUUCUGGUGAAAGACUUCGCAAAUUUCCAGGCGAGAAAGCCGUUUCCUCUUGCCCCAAGGAAGAGUCUCGGUCUCUUUCUGGAAAAUGGCCAUCAAUGGCGACGCAGCCGCAGUCUCUUAUCUCCGGCCUUCAGUACCAGCAAGCUUAGACAAAUGACAAAUGUUAUGGAGCAACAGGUGGACAAACUUCUCCAAAACCUCGGCAAGCAGCAGGGCAAGGGAAACUUCUUCGACAUAUACAGAGAGUUCCAAAGCCUCACGUUGGAUGUGAUUGGCCGUUGUGCCUUUGGUCUCCAUACAAAUGCGCAGAUGGACGUAUCUGAUGAAUUCCUUAACAAUAUCCAGUCUCUGUUCAGGAACAUGAGUACCACCCUGAUCUUACCAAUAGUCAUGUUGUUCCCGUUCGUGCAGUAUUUCAUAUUCGCCAUUAAGAACGUUGUGCUCGCCAUCGGCAUGAACCCCGUAUCCUGGCUUCGGCGUCGACUAAUCGAUGUUAUCCGGAUCAGGCGAGAGAUUGGGAAUGACGGAUCUGUGACCGACCUCAUGCAGCAAAUGUUGUUUCAUUCCAAAAAACACCAGCAAAUGUCUGACAGAGAAAUUGUUGCACAAAGCCUUACGUUUUUGCUUGCUGGAUAUGAAACAACCAGCGCUGUUCUAGCGUUCCACUGUCACGUACUUGCCCAGAAUCCAGAAGCCCAAAUUCGUCUCCGUAAAGAAAUUAAACAACUCGGACAGGAGAGAAUAAGUUACCAGUCAAUACAGAAGCUGCCCUAUUUAGAUAUGGUGUUUGAUGAGGUCUGUCGCCUGUACCCUACCGCCUCCUUGAUUGUCACGCGCCAAGCUGCUGCAGCUCGCACGUAUGGUCACGUGCACAUUCCCGCUGGUAUGAACGUGCAGGUGGACGUUUGGGGACUUCACCAUGACAGCAAAUUCUGGAACCAACCCCAGAAAUUCAUGCCAGAACGGUUUUCCGCAGAAAACAAGUCCAAGAUAAGACCUUACACAUUUAUUCCUUUUGGGGCUGGCCCACGUAACUGUAUCGGAUCCCGAUUCGCCAUGUUGGAAACUAAGAUCGCUGUUGCUCGUAUCAUCAGGGAUUAUGAGCUGAAGUCCGCCAAGGAUCAACAGGAAGACCUUGCCCUACUGUGUCGCGGCGCUAUCGUUCCUAAAGACGGAGUCCAUGUGAAGCUGAUUCAGACACGAAAUGCGAAAGCCGGAUGAAAUUCGUUUCGAUUAAUUCGUGGAUUCUAAAAUUGACAUCGCCCAGUCAAUACAUGACGGCUACCCAAUAGAGGUGUAGUAAGGUGACAAGCGUCUAGCCGUACGAAGCUCUCCCAGCAGAAGAUUGCGUCGACGCCCUGCUGAUCGGCCACGCCCUGCUGAUCGGCCACAUGGGUCUAGAUCCAAAGUCGACUCCCCUGUAAAAGUUCUUUUUAAAGAUUUAUGCAAACAUUGUAUAGGUGUUUUGGAUGAAACAUUGGACGUGUACAAUAAGGAAAUUUGAUUAGAACAUAGCUAAAUCAUUUCGUGGAACUGUUUACAGCCAUAAUUAGCAAUUAUUGGUGAGGAUUCCUGAGGAACUGCUCUUGUGAAAAAUAUGGACAACUUAUCAGUAUAUAUAACUACACAUGGUAAAUACUAUUGUGGAGUUUAUCGACAUUCUGUCGGUGCAGGUAAAUAUAUUACCAAGAUAAAUCUAGUUCAUUUGUUUAAAUGUAUUAAAAUGUUAACAUAGAUGUGAAUUAACUAUUCUACUUCAAAAUAACAGUUUUCUGACUGAACUGUAGUUUCAUCGAAGUAUAAUCAAUAUAUAAAUUAACAUCUAUAUGCUAUAGACAUAGAUGUCGUUGAUCAGACAAUAUGAAUUAUAUGUAUUUUUAUUGUUAUUGUUUCGUUAUCAUUGUAGUCAAAAUCGAAUCUCAUUUUUUUCCAAUGUAAUAUGUGACUUGUUUCAAAACCAGGUCAUCUUUUAAUUUAAGGUUCUACCAAUGUAUGGUUUUGUUUUCAUUGUAAUAAGAUAUGUCAAUGUUUACUAACACUUACUAACAUUCUCAGUGUAUCUGUCGACUGUAUACCGACGGAAAUAUAAAUACAGUAUUAUUUUUCCUUACACAUUAUAAAGCAUCCAGAUGUAUAAAAUUAUUCAAAAAGAACUUUCUGUAUUUUACAGUCAAAUUUUCUUAUAACUGAUGUUUAAGAUUUAAUUUAAUUAUCACUUUUCUAUUACUCUGAUUUGUAAUACAGUGGUGAUAUUUUGUUAUAAGAGGAAACACAUUUCAAAUACGAUGUCAUUCAAAAUCUUGUUUUUGUAACAAAAAAAACGGUAUAUUUUUUCCAUUAUUUGAUUACUUGAGUGGUAAUCAAAUCUCAAAUUAUAUUUUUUCUAACGUUAUUUCUGUUAUUAUGUUCUGUUAACACAACGAUUCACAUCAUUUGUAUAUUAUUUAUUUAUCGGCCAUGUUGCGACACACGCGCAUUGUUCUUUUUUUAUGCUCAAGUAACACAUAUCUGUUUGUGUAGUUUGAAUCACUAUGUUGCUUGUUUGUGAUAUAUUUAUACUUGUUUUCAAAUUGAUGAAAUAAAAUUAUCAUCAGAACUAAAAUCAA
This is a messenger RNA of Pecten maximus, 2891 nucleotides long. RefSeq names its product cytochrome P450 3A11-like. The transcript has 12 exons. The record is from RefSeq and is a predicted model, not a curated record. Bases 28 to 1506 code for a protein of 492 amino acids. Gene Ontology annotation, molecular function: iron ion binding; oxidoreductase activity, acting on paired donors, with incorporation or reduction of molecular oxygen; monooxygenase activity. NCBI's taxonomy places the organism in Eukaryota, Metazoa, Mollusca, Bivalvia, Pectinida, Pectinidae.